GCCAUCACUCCAUUCCUCUGAUACUAUGUGACACUAGCACGGUGCAUCAAUGUUGAAUGGAGACCGUGGCUAUAUUUAUCCAGCAGCUGUAGCUAGGCUUAAUAGCUGGGCUCUGGGCCCCACAAAAAUAAAUAUUUCUGGAUCUAAUAGGUUAGCCGUGGUAUGGAAGCACAUCGGAGUUCUGAGGCAAAUUUCCAUCCACAUAAUCUCAGGUCUUCAACCCUAAAAACAGCCAGACAGUAGGAGUUGCCUAUUAAUAGCUCUGUUCUUUCCUGCUGCUGCUCUUUGGAACCAAAUAGGCCAACAUGGAGAACGCUGCAGCGGCUUAUGGCUAGUCAACAGUUUUCCACUUAACACAUGGAGCUACAUGGAGCACUCAGCUCUGUUCCAAGCUAGUCUGUGGCCCAUGCUGUGAGGUAACUCCCGGUGAAGUGUUAAGAGGACCAAAGCCAAGAUUAACCCCCGAGAUUGGCUGAUUAGCCCGUCGGCUGGCCAAUCAGUGCAUGGCUACGUGGAUAUGUGAGAGACGGCGUUUUUUGUGUGCGAUUUCUUUGAGACAUUCGCCAGCUUACACGUUACUAUGAUCAGCCGAGAGAAGAAGCAGGGAACACGAGACCAGAACCAUUUGAUGGAAGAAAAGAAAAAGAGAAAGCAAGAAGAAAAGAAAAAGAAGGAAGCUGCUCAGAAAAAGGUCACUGAACAGAAAACCAAAGUGCCAGACUCAGCCAAGCCCGGCCCCACCCCUCCUCCCCCCGCCAACCCCAGUGCCACCCCGCCUGUGCCCCCCACCAGCAGCAGUGGCAGUAAUGGCAAGCGCGCCCCCUCCAGUGCCCAGCAGCAGUCCCAGCCCUCGCCCGCCCAACAGCGUUACCCGCCAAGAGAGAUCCCUCCGCGCUUCCGCCAGCAGGAGCACAAGCAGCUGCUGAAGAGGGGUCAGCCGCUGCCCCCUGGGACCCUUCCAACUGUACCAGGACGCCCCGAACCUGACUCGAGUCAGAAAUCCUCUGGUGUUUCGCACACAGAGCUGCCCCCACAGAGUGGCCCGGGAGCCCAUUAUGAGAAUCCCCACUGGGGACACCAGCCAGCCAAUCGGAGUGCCACUUCCGCCUCAGUGUCGGCCAAUCGCAGUGGCUGGGAUACAGUGAUCAUCGACGAGAGCGACACCGAGGCCUGGCCCUCCAUUUCCCGCAGCAGCCAGAGCCAGGGCCCUGCAGGAGGAUGCCCCUCGGACACUGACCCGGCCAGCAGCAGCAGCAGUAUGAGCAUGGCCACGGGGGCCAACGGCCAGACAGGCCACUUUCCUGCCAACUACCCCAGCAGCAAAGGAGCCAGCUCUGGGCCCGGCAGCUCAGCCAAUCACCCCGGGGCAGGCACGGUCGGCAUGGCCUCCAGCCAAGGAGCAGCCAAUCGGGGCUGGGGAUCUGGUCCCGGUCCGUCCCCCCAUGGCCCUCCUCAGUCCUCCUCUGUCGGGGGUGGGGAGGGGAAGACUGAUGGCCCAAUGGGAGGAGGAGGAGGCAGGGGUUGGGGCUCCUCUUCCUCCACCACCUCCAACUUGAACCUGAACCCCAAUGCCAACCCCUCGGCCUGGCCUGUUCUGGGGCACGACGGGGGCGGAGGAGCGGGGGCAAGCAGCUCAGGGGGAGCCAACCCCAAUCAACCCCCUUCUUCUCAACCCCCUCCAAACCUCUGCGACCCGCCAGGCACCUCUCACGCCCAGGGGAACGGCAUCAGAGGAGGAAACAUGGUGGGCGGCACCAACGGCAACCUUCCGGUUGGGGGAGGCAGCACCUGGGGAGAAUCAUCUGAGCCACACCCAUCCUCAUCCACGAAUGUGUCUUUCAGCUCAGAACCUCAGAACCUUAACACUGACGGACCAAAUCAUACUAGCAAGCAACAGGAGCCCCCUAUCCACAGCGUGUCCGGCUGGAGUGGCCCCUCCGGAGGUAUGGGCUCCCUGGGCCAGCCUCCUCCUGGAGCUUCCCAGCUGGUCAAUGGAGAGGAUGGCAACUCCGUCUGGGGCAACAAUGGAGACUCCAAGUCAGUCGCCUCCUCCGCGGAGCCUUCGGGCUGGGACUCUGGAGGCGGGGGCUGGGGGAGCCAUGGAAGCAGUGGUGGUGGAACCUCUGGAGGCUGGGGAGGCCAGAGCAGCAGAGACGCUUGGGGGAAGCAGCAUUCUGGCGAGGUCCAGGGGGGCUGGGACGCCCCCAGCUCUCCUCCCCAGCAGGCCAGAUCCUGGAGCACCCGAGCCCCAAGCACCACGGCGGCCAGCGAGGGCAGUAGCGAGGGCAUGGAUGGAGCGGGACACUCCCUCCGACAGGACCGGUCGUCCAGGGAUGAGCCUGCCCCCCUGCUCCCAGCCCCUGACCUGGACCCCAGGGUGCUGUGCAACACAGGCUGGGGCCAGACCCCCGUCCGCCAGCACACGUCCUGGGACAUGGAGGAGGCGGCACGCACCCAACGAAAGGCAGAUGCUGCCGGGACGGACUCUUGGGGAGGCUCCGGCCCCAACACUCCCACCGAGCCAGCCCAAGGGCCCUCAAACCCCAGCCACGGCCCCCCUCAUCGGGUUGACCCCAAGAGCGAGGGUCCCGGGCCUGGUCCUCAGGCUGCCCCAGGCUGGGGUGGUUCCAAGCCUCCAGCCAGCCAACCAGGCUCUGGCUGGGGUGAGCCACCGAGCAGCAAGAAUCCCCCCAACGGUCCUGGGGGCUGGGGGAACCCCCCACCAGGAGGCCCCGGGUCAGGCCCCAACAUGCCCAAAGCUGGGAGCCAGUCCUGGGGUGCUCCAGAGGAGAAGUCCCCAAGCUGGGAUGCUUCCCACGGCAAGGCCCCCAAGCCCCAGGGCUGGGGAGAUGGGCCCAAGCCGCCCCACAGCGGCUGGGGCAACAGCGCUGGAGGAGGGGGCAAUGGAGGAGGGGGGGACUGGAGAGAGCCUGCAGAUGGCAAGAAGAACAGUCCCACCACCAACCCCCCCUGGGAGGGAGAAGGAGCAGGAGGCUGGAAAGAGAGCAACCGAGGCUGGGGAAAACCUGGUCCGGGGAUGGGGGGAAAUGUUGGUGGAGGCUGGGGAGAGCCAGCGAUGGCCCAGCAGCGCCCAAGUUGCCCUGCCCAAGGAUGGGGUGGCAAGCCCCAGGAGAGCUCCAACAGCAAUAGCGGAGGAGUUAGAGGGAGCAUGGGCGGGGCAGGAGGUGGAGAAGGGAGCAUGGGAUCCUGGGGAGGACCUGGCCCCGUGAAGCCCAGUGUAUCAGGCCGGGAGGGCAACGGGGGAGGAGGAGGGAGCAAGCAGGACCCCUCAGGAGGAGAGCCCACAGGGUGGGAGGAACCUUCCCCACCCUCCAUCCGACGCAAGAUGGAGAUUGACGACGGCACCUCGGCUUGGGGCGACCCGGGUGCCUACAACAAGACGGUCAACCUCUGGGACAAGAACAACCCUGCGGGAGGAGGGCCACCCCAAGGUAGACCCCCAGGGAACGCCCCCGCAUGCCCCCCUGGAAACAACAACAACCACCCACCACAUCACACCUACCACGGCCCCCCACCACCCCUCCAGAGCCAUGGGGGCCACAACCCCCAGGGCCCAGGCCAGAACAGUGGGCCCAUGGACACAGCCAUGCCUCACCAGACUACGCCUCCACCACACAGCAGACCACCCCUCAUGGGUCCAGGCUGGGGGGAGCCUUCCAGUGCCCACCCCAAACCAGAGCCCUCCUGGGGGGAGCCUGCUCCCGCUCUGGUCAGCGUGGACAACGGGACCUCCGCCUGGGGAAAACCCACCGGGAGCCAUGGGGGCUGGGGUGUAGGUGACAACAGCCCUGAACCCUACAGACGGGGCAACCCACCCCUUGGAUCUGCACCUUGCAAACCAGCCCCCAAAUCUAUUCAAGACGGCUGGGGUGGCGGAGGUGGCGGGGAGGACAUGGGUUUGUCUGGGGGCCAGUGGGACCCUGACGACGGGGACAUGUGGAGCAGCCAGGCCUCCCAGGAGAGCAACUCCUGGGGCAACAGAACCAGGAAAGCCCCACCCAAGGGGAAGAUUCCAGGCAAGCAGGAGGAAGCCUGGAUCAUGAAUCGCCUGAUCAAGCAGCUGACAGACAUGGGCUUCCCUAGAGAUCCAGCCGAGGAGGCUCUGAAGAGGAACAACAUGAACCUGGACCAGGCCAUGAGUGCUCUGUUGGAGAAGAAGACUGAGCUGGACAGGCGGGGGAUAGGCUUGUCCGACUACAACAACUGUCUGAUCAACAAGGGGCCAAUGGGCUGCCGGCCUCCCCUCCACUCCAAAGAGUCCUCCUCAGAUCGUUCCCCUUUCCUCGACAAGGACGGUGUUGGUAGCCUGGUGGAGGACGUCCAUACCUCCUCACCGUUUAUGCCUUGUUCCCCCGGCCCCCUCGGCCUGAAACUCCCCUCCCUGCCUCUAUCCAGCCAGGGCCUGGGCGGCCCACGGGGCCUAGCCAUGCAAAACUUGAACAACAGACAGAUGCAGAGUGGAAUGUUGGGCUGUAGCGGUGCAGCACAAGCCCGGGCCAUGCAGCAGCCUCCUCCUCAGCCGCCAGUGCCGCCUCUCGGCUCCUCCCAGCCUAGUCUACGCGCUCAAGUGCCUCAGUUUCUCUCCCCUCAGGUUCAAGCACAGCUCUUACAGUUUGCAGCAAAAAACAUUGGUCUGAAUCCUGCACUUUUAACCUCACCAAUAAACCCUCAACAUAUGACCCUUUUGAACCAACUAUACCAGCUGCAACUGGCGUACCAGCGUUUACAAAUUCAACAGCAGAUGUUGCAGGCGCAGCGUAAUGUUUCUGGUCCCGUCCGACAGCAGGAGCAGCACGUUGCACGUACAAUCAAUAACAUGCAGCAGCAGAUCCAACAGCACCAGAGACAGCUGGCCCAGGCCCUGCUGAUGAAGCAGCAGCAGACCCUCGGCUCCCUCUCCUCCUCUGGCCUGCACCACGGCCAAGGCAAAUCAGCCCUGGACUUGUUCCCAGGCCACCCCCAGGCUCCGGGCCUACCCGACCUGCAGACCAAAGAGCAGCAGUCGUCCCCCAACUCCUACAGCCCCUACCCUCUCUCUGGACUGAAUCCUAACAUGAAUGUAACCUGCAUAGAGGUGGGAGGCCUGUCCAUGAAGGAGCUUCCCCAGCCCCAGUCUCGCCUCUCCCAGUGGACACACCCCAACUCCAUGGACAGCCUCUCUGGAGGCUCAUCCUCUCUGGAGCCCAACCUGAACAAGCACGGUUCCAACCUGGGCCCCCCUGGGAAGCCCCCCCAAAUGGAGGAUGGGUACAGCCCCUACGGCAUGAUGCCUGUCUCCGAGUCCCCCACCAACCCCCUGGUGCCCCCAGACAGCUGGAGCCAGGGCAAGAGCCCCAACGACAAGAUGGUCAAUGGCGCCAACAUCACCUGGCCUCCAGAGUUCUGCCCGGGCGUGCCCUGGAAGGGCCUGCAGAACAUCGACCCGGAGAACGACCCCAACAUGACCCCGGGGAGCGUGCCCAGCGGCCCCACCAUCAACACCAACAUCCAGGACGUCAACCGAUACCUGCAGAGAGACCGCAGCGGAGGCUCCUCCCCCACCUCAUCUCAGAACGAGGCCCUGCCCCCCUCCACCGAUUGGCCAGUCAGUGCCUACUCUAGCUCGUUCAGUCUGUCGUCCCCGGAAACGGACGACCCAGGUAAAUUAUCGGACAUGAAGUCCACCUGGUCCCCGGGGCCCAUCUCCCACCCCUCCCAGGUCUCUCUGUCCCAUGAGUUGUGGAAGGUCCCCCAGGGGCCCCGCAGUAACACAGCCGCCCCCACACGGCCCCCCCCGGGCCUCACCAACCCCACCAAGCACUCCUCCACCUGGGGAGGCAACUCCCUGGGCCUGGCCCAAGGCUGGAGCAGCUCUUACUCCUCAGCAGCUACCACAUGGAGUACAGACAGCUCCAACAGGACCAGUAGCUGGUUGGUCCUGAGGAACCUCACUCCCCAGAUAGACGGCUCCACCCUGCGGACGCUAUGCAUGCAGCACGGCCCCCUCAUCACAUUCCACCUCAACCUGACCCAGGGCAACGCAUUAGUGCGCUACAGCUCCAAGGAGGAGGCCGCCAAGGCCCAGAAGUCCCUGCACAUGUGCGUUCUGGGUAACACCACCAUCCUGGCAGAGUUUGCUGGGGAGGAAGACGUCCAGCGCUUCUUUGCACAGGGCCAGCAGUUAGCCUCAACUACCAGCUGGCAGGCUGACCCAGGUGUCAAUCAGACGCGGAUGGGUGGUUCCGGGCCCAGAUCCUCGCACCCCAUUGGCCACCCCCACUGGAACUCUGGCGGUAGCGGUGGUGGCAUGGGAGGAGGUGGAGCCAAGACGGGCGGAGAUCUGCUCUGGGGGGGCGUGCCCCAGUACUCCAGCCUAUGGGGACCGCCCAGCGGAGAGGAGGGGCGGGUCAUGGGGAGUCCUACUCCAAUCAACACGCUGCUGCCUGGGGACCUGCUGAGCGGGGAGUCCAUGUAGGACCACGUCACAGAGCUCCAUGCUAGAAAAAGGAGGAAUGGAAUACUACACAGGAAUACUACACAGUACUACAUAUAUACAAACAGAAGAGCAAAAACCAAGCAAAUCAAUGUGGUGAUAAUCAGUGUGGGUGGGAUGAUCGAGGGACAGACUUGAGGAGGACGAGGUGACUCUUCUGUGUCCACGCUGCUCACCCUCUUCCAAUUUUUCUGUUUGUUUAAAAAAAAAAACAUUUCAUUUUAGAUUUGUUCGGUGAGAGGCUCUGGUUACAGUGUUUUACGUUUGGACUUUCGGAAAAGCACGAGUAUGCCUUUGACUCAACCAACAAAGGAAGAGGAACAUUUGAACUUUACUCUGAGAACUAUUUGUCAUGUGAAACGUGUGUUUUAGACUAACUGCUUCAAACAACGAGCUGCCAUCUUCAAAACUCCCAUAAUCUCUUGCUGCCUGGCAGCAAUCCACACCUCAGAGAAACCAUAGAUACACGUCAUUCCCAAAGCCCAUCCCCUUCCUGUCGGGAAGGUUCCAGAACUUUCUACCAGUCCGGAAUUUCUCUCGUUUGUUUUUUCUCAGCACUAAUUACUAGCCUUAACCUCCCCCUGGCCUCGUUCCCCUCCUUUAUUCACUGAUUCUCACUCACUCUGUACUUACUGAAGAAAACGUACUGAGAAUUGCACACUCAUUUCUGAGCCAGCGAAAACCGAGGGGAGAGGAUGUGCUUGUAAGAGACUGAGGCCACAGCAGCUCUCAACUGGAAUCCUCGGCGGUCACAAGCAUAUUAUUCAGUCCCCACCACUCUUAAAGGGAUUGAUGAUGCAAACGCAAAAGAUCUUCGCCUUGUUCAUUUUAAAGCCAUUUUUGUCAUGGAGGAGUUUUGUUUCCCCGAACCAUUCGCAAAAUAAGCGAAGAGAAAUAUGACUCCAGUGUGUGAAUAUUUCCGGGGGCGUGUGUUUACGUGUGUGUAUGACCGUCUUGUUGAAAUCUAGUAACCACUGCUCUAUGGAACUGUAACAAAACACUUGUUUUGAAAUGCACCUCAACUCGUUUAAGGACGAACUUGUGGUCUGGUUCCCCCUCUUUCUGUGACUGUGGAAGACCUCAGUCGUUACCGUGGUCCACUAAUCUCUCCUUUACACCAACACACCAUUUCAAGUGACGUGCAAUAUAAGCCACAGACUACUCUCUACUACCGUCCACACCAAGUACUCAAAGGGUUUCUCUCACAAACCUCUUUCAAGAGCAGAGACAGAAUCAGCAAGGACUCUCUCUAUCCAUGUCCCCUGGGUGUGUGAGCUGGCUGGACCUACUUAUCUGUGAAACACAAGGAUAUACAACAAGCACUUGUUAUUCAGUCUUGGACUGGAUCUUUCUAAUCCAGCCUCACAGUGACGGACUAGAGGGGCACAGGGGUAAGGAAGGGGGUUUAUGGGGCAUUAUACCAAAAUGAGACUUGUUCCUUAUCUACCCACAAGAUGAAACCAUGCAUUUUUUUCUUUCCAUUGUUGUAUUUGGUACAAAAAAGUAUGGAACAAAUAUAUAACUGCUUUAUAAAAAGAGGUGGUUUAUCAUAGCACUUAGCAAAGAGCGUCAAGCUCCUUCACUUCAAUGCCAACGAAUCAGAAGAGGAGAAGCGUGUGACACUGAAAAACAUGAGGAAAGAAAACAACAACAAAACAAGCAAUCUACUACAACGUGGCUUCUGUGUAACUCUUUAUGAACUGUAACACAGAUGUGAAACUAUUUUCAUUUGAAACCUUCCCUUUCUCGCUGUCUGUGUUGUGGUACCAGGAACCUUUCUGAAAUGGGAGCAAAAUGAAGGGAUGGAAAGGAAAGAAAGAAUGAAAGACUUUGGGCACUAUCGGGUGUGAGACCCCGAAGCACUCGCCUGUUUUCCCUUUCACUCUAUCAAAGUAAAUAUCACUGUUACAUGACUGAAAAUCUUUAGCCUUGUUGUCUGGAGAAGCAACUAGAUGCUGCGGCAAUGUUCUGGAGAUGGAUUCUGCAGGGGGAUCGCCAUUUUCUCUCUGUCUCUCAACCUUUUUCACAAGCCCUGCCAACCUGUAUGAUCGUGUGGCCAUUGAGUGCCUGCCUGCUGCGGAGGGGGUGGACUUCAUAGAAGCUCCACACCAGGCCUCUGCAGCAGCUCUCACCCCACCUUCCCCUCUCCAUCCCUGGGGAGCCUCACAGACUGGUUCCCCCAGGGACCUCCCGGGCCUCUGGUGCCCAAGAGCAGCUGUCAGAACUGUCAGAUUCGUAUUAACUACUACUACUGCGCCAGCUUCUGUUGUUCAUCACCUCCACUCUAUUCCUCUCUCUAUCCCGCUCUCUGUUGUUCAUCACCUCCACUCUAUCCCUCUCUCUGUUGUUCAUCACCUCCACUCUAUCCCUCUCUCUAUCCCGCUCUCUGUUGUUCAUCACCUCCACUCUAUCCCUCUCUCUGUUGUUCAUCACCUCCACUCUAUCCCGCUCUCUGUUGUUCAUCACCUCCAAUCUAUCCCUCUCUCUAUCCCGCUCUCUGUUGUUCAUCACCUCCACUCUAUCCCUCUCUCUAUCCCGCUCUCUGUUGUUCAUCACCUCCACUCUACCCCUCUCUGUUGUUCAUCACCUCCACUCUAUCCCUCUCUCUCUCUCUAUCCCUCUCUCUGUUGUUCAUCACCUCCACUCUAUUCCUCUCUCUAUCCCGCUCUCUGUUGUUCAUCACCUCCACUCUAUCCCUCUCUCUCUCUAUCCCACUCUCUGUUCAUCACCUCCACUCUAUCCCUCUCUCUAUCCCGCUCUCUGUUGUUCAUCACCUCCACUCUAUCCCUCUCUCUAUCCCGCUCUCUGUUGUUCAUCACCUCCACUCUAUCCCUCUCUC
This is a messenger RNA of Oncorhynchus keta (chum salmon), 9332 nucleotides long. RefSeq names its product trinucleotide repeat-containing gene 6C protein-like. Lineage: Eukaryota; Metazoa; Chordata; Actinopteri; Salmoniformes; Salmonidae. Gene Ontology annotation, molecular function: RNA binding; protein binding. Gene Ontology annotation, cellular component: P-body; nucleoplasm. The record is from RefSeq and is a predicted model, not a curated record. The transcript is spliced from 21 exons. Bases 581 to 6475 code for a protein of 1964 amino acids. Gene Ontology annotation, biological process: positive regulation of nuclear-transcribed mRNA poly(A) tail shortening; miRNA-mediated post-transcriptional gene silencing.